This is a messenger RNA of Salvia hispanica, 4450 nucleotides long. The record is from RefSeq and is a predicted model, not a curated record. Lineage: Eukaryota; Viridiplantae; Streptophyta; Magnoliopsida; Lamiales; Lamiaceae.
CCAAAAUAAUCAUUUCACAAGAAACGUAAGCAAGCUUUCUACUGUCAUCUCCUACCGCCUUUCCACUGCAAGCACCGACUCGUCAAUUGAUUAUCCCAUACAUUUAAGAGGGUAGAGCAAGAUCGGGAAGGAGCAGAGAGCGAAAGAUGGGGUCUUUGCUUACAGAGAACGAAUUGGAGAGAGUAGACGCAGAAUCCGAAUCAAAUCAACCGAUUCUCUACGUUAAUGGAGUCCGUCGAGUUUUGCCCGAUGGCUUGGCUCACUUCACCCUUCUCGAAUAUCUCCGAGAUACAGGCCUCACUGGUACAAAACUUGGUUGUGGUGAAGGAGGUUGUGGAGCAUGCACGGUGAUGGUUUCCUAUCUUGACCAAAACUUGAAGAAAUGUGUGCAUCUUGCUAUUAACGCAUGCUUGGCUCCUUUGUAUUCUGUCGAAGGAAUGCAUGUAAUUACAGUUGAGGGUAUUGGUAGUUGCAGAUAUGGGUUACAUCCAAUACAGGAAUCAUUAGCAAAUUCACAUGGUUCACAAUGUGGUUUUUGCACCCCUGGUUUUGUUAUGUCCAUGUAUGCCCUACUAAGGUCUUCUAAAAACCCACCCACAGAAGAGAACAUCAAAGAAAAUCUUGCUGGAAAUUUAUGUCGAUGCACGGGUUAUAGGCCGAUAAUUGAUGCUUUCCGUGUAUUUGCGAGAACAGAUGAUGCCUUGUACACAAUUCAAUCCUCAGGCCUUUCGAGCAGUGAGUUUGUUUGCCCAUCAACAGGUAAACCAUGUUCAUGUGGGCAGAAUAUUAAGGAUGCUGAAGUAACUACCACAAUAAGUAGCUGUAGACGUGACAUUCUAAAGCCAAUCUCUUACAGUGAUACUGAUGGAGCUGCAUACACUAGUAAAGAACUUAUUUUCCCCCCGGAGCUUCUAAUGAGGAAAUCAACUGCUUUAUAUUUGACUGGGUCUAAUGGCCUUAAGUGGCAUCGUCCACUAAGCCUUCAGCAUGUAUUUGAUAUAAAAACAAGAUACCCCAAUGCAAAAUUAGUUGUUGGUAACACCGAGGUGGGAGUUGAAACAAGGCUUAAAAAUUUCCACUAUCCAGUUCUUGUCCAUGUUGCUCACGUGCCUGAACUUAAUAUAUUGAAUAUAAAAGAUGAGGGGUUGGAGAUUGGUGCAGCCGUUAAACUUUCAGAACUAGUCAAAGUACUAAAAUUAGUCAUAGACCAGCGUGCUCCUUUUCAAACUUCAUCUUGCAGAGCCAUCCUUGAACAGUUAAAAUGGUUUGCUGGGACACAAAUAAGGAAUGUUGCAUCUGUUGGUGGAAAUAUCUGUACAGCAAGUCCUAUAUCAGACCUCAACCCUCUAUGGAUGGCUGCUGGAGCGAAGUUUCACAUUUCUGAUUGUAAAGGAAACAUAAGGAUAUGUGCAGCAGAAUAUUUUUUCCUGGAUUAUCGUAAAGUUGAUCUGGCAAGUAAUGAGAUCCUUCUUUUUGUUUUUCUCCCUUGGAACUCUCGAUUUGAAUUUGUGAAAGCAUUUAAGCAAGCUCAUAGGCGAGAUGAUGACAUAGCUAUUGUGAAUGCGGGAAUGCGCGCCUGUCUUGAAAAGAAAGACCAGAAAUGGAUAGUUUCUGAUGCAUCAAUUGUUUAUGGGGGUGUUGCUCCUUAUUCUAUUUCUGCAAUUGAAACCAAGAAGUUUCUGCUAGGGAAGCAUUGGAACAAGGAGUUGUAUCAUGGUUCUUUAGAAGUACUGGAGAAGGACAUUAUCCUGAAGGAUGAGGCUCCAGGGGGGAUGGUGGAGUUUCGGAGAUCACUCAGAUGCUGCAACUUUCUCAUAACUCAUGCUAGAAGAGUCUUUAUCUAAAAUAAUAGAAAUGGUUGAUAGGUGUCCUUUUCUAUAUCGGUCCUCACUCUCAACACAAACGGCCAAGACGAUUAUGAACAUUAUCAUUUUCCUGAGGACUCAUGUUCUGUGUUUAUGACAUCCAUUAUUUUAUCUACCAGAUGGCAGGUUACAGGAGAGGCAGAGUAUACAGAUGAUGUUCCUAUGCCUCCUAAUGGCUUACAUGCUGCAUUGAUAUUGAGCAAGAAGCCUCAUGCACGUAUACUUGCGAUUGACAAUAGUGUGGCAAAAUCUUCUCCGGGGUUCGCAGGAAUUUUUUUUGCAAAACAUGUGCCAGGGAUCAAUAUGGUUGGACCAGUUGUCGUGGACGAAGAACUUUUUGCUUCAGAAGUAGUCACGUGUGUGGGUCAGGUAAUUGGGGUGGUUGUGGCAGAUACACACGAAAAUGCAAAGCUCGCUGCUCGGAAAGUCCAAAUUCAAUAUGAAGAACUACCAGCAAUCUUAUCUAUUGAAGAAGCCAUUGCAGCUAACAGUUUCCACCCUGAAACUGAAAGGUUCCUUCGGAAAGGUGAUGUAGACCACUGUUUCUCAUCAAAACAGUGUGAUAAAGUAAUAGAAGGAGAGGUUCAGGUUGGUGGUCAGGAACAUUUCUACUUGGAGCCAAAUAGCACUUUAGUUUGGACUGUUGAUGGUGGAAAUGAAGUUCAUAUGAUCUCAUCUACUCAAGCCCCUAAGAAGCAUCAACAGUAUGUUGCCCGUGUACUUGGUCUUCCGAUGUCAAAAGUGGUAUGCAAGAUUAAAAGAGUUGGUGGUGGAUUUGGAGGGAAAGAAACAAGGUCUGCUUUCCUUGCUGCCGUGGCUGCCACUCCAUCUUAUUUACUAAAUCGUCCAGUAAAGCUUACACUGGAUAGGGAUAUUGACAUGAUGAUAACAGGACAACGCCAUAGCUUUCUUGGGAAGUAUAAGGUUGGUUUUACGAAAGAUGGAAAGAUACUUGCUUUGGAUCUUGAGAUCUUCAACAACGGAGGAAACUCACUUGAUCUCUCACUUGCGGUGCUUGAACGUGCCAUGUUCCAUUCUGACAAUGUUUAUGAGAUUCCUAAUGUUAGGGUCAAAGGAAAGGUCUGCUUCACAAAUUUUCCUAGUAACACUGCUUUCCGAGGAUUCGGUGGUCCACAAGGUAUGCUGAUUGCUGAAAAUUGGAUUCAAAGGAUAUCAAUGGAACUGAAAAAAACUCCGGAAGAGAUCAGGGAGGUGAAUUUUCAGAGAGAUGGUUCGGUGUUGCAUUAUGGUCAAAAAAUUGAAAACUGCACCCUGGAGCGUCUCUGGAAUCAACUCAAGACAUCCUCUGACUUUCUUACUGUCCAACAAGAAGCCAAGCUGUUCAAUACUGAUAAUAGAUGGAAGAAGCGUGGAGUAGCUAUUAUCCCUACAAAAUUUGGCAUAUCUUUUACUGCAAAAUUUAUGAAUCAGGCAGGUGCGCUUGUCCAUGUUUACACUGAUGGAACUGUGCUAGUCACACAUGGGGGCGUUGAGAUGGGACAAGGUUUGCAUACAAAAGUGGCACAGGUGGCUGCGUCUUCUUUCGACAUUCCGCUGAGUUCUGUAUUUAUAUCAGAGACAAGUACAGAUAAGGUUCCAAAUGCAUCACCAACGGCUGCUUCUGCAAGUUCUGAUAUAUAUGGUGCUGCAGUUUUAGAUGCAUGUGAGCAAAUAAAAGCACGCAUGGAACCUAUAUCAUCAAAACACAAUUUUGUUUCAUUUGCCGAGCUCGUAAGUGCAUGCUACAUGGAGCGGAUAGACCUUUCUGCUCAUGGAUUUUAUAAAACCCCUGAUAUUGGCUUUGAUUGGGGAGCUGGUAAAGGUAAUCCAUUCAGGUACUUCACUUAUGGGGCAGCACUUGCUGAGGUUGAAAUUGACACAUUAACUGGAGACUUCCAUACAAGACAGGCAGAUGUGAUUUUGGAUCUUGGACUUCCGCUGAAUCCAGCUAUUGAUGUUGGACAGAUUGAAGGGGCAUUUAUACAAGGCCUUGGAUGGGUGGCUUUGGAAGAGCUAAAAUGGGGUGAUGCUGCUCAUAAGUGGUUACCAGCAGGAUGUCUGUACACUUGUGGUCCUGGAAGCUACAAGAUUCCAUCCAUGGAUGACGUCCCAUUGAAAUUCAGUAUCUCCCUCCUUAAGGGUGCCCCUAAUCCAAAGGCAAUCCACUCAUCCAAAGCUGUGGGAGAGCCUCCCUUCUUUCUGGCCUCGGCUGUAUUCUUCGCAAUCAAGGAUGCUAUCAUAGCUGCGAGGGCAGAUGCUGGUCUUAGUGGCUGGUUUCCUCUGGAUAAUCCGGCAACUCCUGAACGCAUACGGAUGGCUUGCGUGGACGAGUUCACAGCGCCAUUCAUCAACUCAGAUUUCCAUCCGAAGCUCAGUGUUUAGUAUCAUUACUCGGAAAAGGAGAAGGAAAUCAAAUUUGUGUACCAAUCAUGUCUUCUAGUAUAGAUUGAAUUCCCAAUGCAAUGGUAGUUCAUAUGGUCCCAGGGAAAAGCCCUGAACAUGUACAUUGUAUUACAAGAGACACAUCCAUAAACAGCUUCUUCAACUUCCAUAUUUGUUUGCAAAUGGAUCUUCACGUUCAUUUC